Messenger RNA from Parastagonospora nodorum SN15, 105 nucleotides. RefSeq lists its product as hypothetical. Bases 1 to 105 code for a protein of 34 amino acids. The transcript is spliced from 2 exons. The record is from RefSeq and is a predicted model, not a curated record. NCBI's taxonomy places the organism in Eukaryota, Fungi, Ascomycota, Dothideomycetes, Pleosporales, Phaeosphaeriaceae.
AUGGGUGCAAUGCAUGCCGACAUAGACAUGGCUUAUCAAGUAUCAGAAGGCGGAAAGUCCGAUGCAACGAGCGACGGCCAAGAUGUGCUCAUUGUGAGCGUCUAA